Molecule: messenger RNA, 7859 nt
Organism: Oncorhynchus keta (chum salmon)
Lineage: Eukaryota; Metazoa; Chordata; Actinopteri; Salmoniformes; Salmonidae
Product: rho GTPase-activating protein 39-like
Biological process (GO): signal transduction
Cellular component (GO): cytoskeleton; cytoplasm
Molecular function (GO): protein binding; GTPase activator activity
Source: RefSeq, a predicted model, not a curated record
CCGGGAUGCGAGCAAUUCGCUUAUAGGAGAGAGUGCGUGCGUGAUAUUCUAUCCGGGAGAGUGCGACCAGUUCGCUGACUGCGGCGACAGCGAUUUCGGCAACAUGGGUAACGUUGUGGGGAUUAUUACGAACGGAAUUUAAUUGGGAGCGACCGGAAAAAAUGGCAGAGAGGUUGGAGUGGGUUGAGAUCAUCGAGCCGCGCACGCGGGAGCGCAUGUACGCCAACCUCCUCACCGGAGAGUGUGUGUGGGACCCCCCUCAGGGGGUGCGUAUCAAGAGGACAGGGGGCAACCAGUGGUGGGAGCUGUUCGACCCCAACACCUCCCGCUUCUACUACUACAACGCUUCCACGCAACGCACCGUCUGGCACCGCCCGCAGGCCUGUGACAUCAUCCCCCUGGCCAAGCUACAGACGCUGAAGCAGCACACGGACGUGCCCUGCCCGGGAGGGACGGGGGGUGACAAAGGAGGGAGGACGUCAGCUGAUAAAAGUCCAGGGAGGAGCAGUGCCGUCAGUAGAGAGGGGAGCACCUCGUCUUCACUGGACCAGGACCUGACCAGAGAGGAGAAACAGGGGAGCACCUCGUCUUCACUGGACCAGGACCUGACCAGAGAGGAGAAACAGGGGAACAGAGAGGAGACAGAGAGGACCUCUCCGUUCAGGUGGAACACAGGUACUAAGGAGAGGAUGCUGAUCAAGGUGACAGACAGAGAACCCAGCUUCCUCUCUCACCAGGGGAAUGGUUACUCCCCCUGCGACCCCCCACCCUCCCCAGUCCCUGCACCCGGCACUGGCACAGCCUCCCGUACCCGCCGAUCCUCUGGAGGCUCCGCCCCCCCUGAUGGUGCCCCUGACGGCUCUCCCAUCCUCUAUGUUGACCGCCACCAGUCGCCCUUCCUAAAACGGGCGGAGCUAGGGGGCGGAGGAACAGGGACCCACCGGCGCUCGUCGGCUGACUCACAACCCUCUUCCCCCCGCUAUGCCUAUGAACCCCCCCUCUACGAGGAGCCCCCCUCGGAGUACCAGCCCGCGCCCAUCUACGAGGAACCUCCCACAGAUGUGAUGCGCCACCUGGGCUCUGACUCCUCCUCCUUGCUGUACGGCACAGGGAAGUCCCCCACCCGGGGAAAUCCCUCCUCGGGGACGCCCCUCUAUCUCUCGCCCAAACAGAGCCACUCCCCCUAUGGUCAGCUGGUGUUGACCAGACAGAAGUGCCCAGAGAAGACACAGAGUCUGGAGUACAGCCCUGCAGGGAAGGAGUAUGUCAAACAGCUGGUCUAUGUGGAACAGUCCUCCUCCAGCCCGCGUUUUAAGACGUCCGACCGCCUCCUUCGCUACGGGACCUCCACGGCCACCCCUUCCUCCACGGGGGGUUAUGGGGGCUCCUACGGGGGAUCCUACACCCUCCAACACAGCCAGAGUCUGAUCCGGGACCCCCGGCUGCUGCUGGACUAUGGGGGUGGGGAGGGGGGCGAAGGCGGGGGACAGAGGCUGCUCUACGAGGACUCCAUGUCCUGGAGCUCCAGUCAGCACCACUCCCUCUCCCUCUCCGGGUCUACAGGAGGAGGGGGCUUCUCGCCCGGUGGCAACCGCAAACGCAAGACCCGGAAGCCCUCCCUGCCUCAGGAGCUGGGGAGUUGUGGAGGGGGUGGUGGGGUGGAGCGGGAGGAAGGGCCAAUGUCGGGGACGCUGUCGGAGGCGGUGAUGAACCAGGCCAGGCUGGCGUGGGAGGCCCAGCAGGUGAUGAAGCAGAGGAGCAGUUGGGACUCAGCCCCGGGAGGAGGGGGAUCGGCUGGUGGCUGUGCCCAGGGAGGUGUGUCUAAAGACGGGUACGAGAGCGACGGUGCGGUGCCCCUCCCCCUGCCAGGCCCGGUGGUGAGGGCGUUUAGUGAGGACGAGGCGUUGGCACAGAGCGACGGGCACCACGGGCAUUACCACUGGAGACGCAACACCUUCGACAGACUAGGCUUCCCUCGGGCACUACUGGAGAAGAGCCUGUCUGUACAGACCAACCUGGCCUCGCCUGAGCCCUUCUUACACCCCUCACAGUCAGAGGAUCUUGGAGCCUGUGCUCAGUUCGAGGCAAGUCGUAAUGCUCGGAACAUGAUGCCCAGCGCAAGCUGUGGAGUUUUCCCAGAAUUCACCCUGCGGAAGCCGUCCUCGGAGACCGACAUCGAGAACUGGGCCUCCAAACACUUCAACAAACACACACAGGGUCUGUUCCGGCGCAAGGUGUCCAUAGCCAACAUGCUGGCAUGGAGCAGUGAGCCAAUCAGGAAGCCCAUGAUCGUGACGUCAGACCGCGCGGUGAAGCGGGAGGCGGUGGAGAUCUUUAAACUAAUCCAGACCUACAUGGGAGACCGCCGAGCCAAGACUGACCCACUCACUGUCGCCCUGGAGGUGGCAGUGCGUGGUUGGAGCAGUCAGGGUCUUCGUGAUGAGCUCUACAUCCAGCUCUGUCGUCAGACCACAGAGAACUUCCGCUAUGAUAGUCUGGAGAGGGGCUGGGAGCUCAUGGCUGUGUGUCUGGCCUUCUUCCCCCCAACUCCACGCUUCCACUCCUACUUGGAGGGAUACAUCUACAGACACAUGGACCCUCUCAACGAUACUAAAGGAGUGGCGAUAAGCGGCUAUGCCAAAUACUGUUACCGUAAACUGCAGAAGGCUGCUCUGACCGGAGCUAAGAAGGGGUUGCAGAAGCCGUGUCUGGAAGAGAUCAAACAUGCCAGGAACGCCAUAUUCAGCCCCUCCAUGUUUGGCUCCUCCCUGGAGGAUGUGAUGUCACUGCAGAAGGAGCGUUACCCCGACAGCCAGCUGCCCUGGGUCCAGACACGCCUCUCAGAGGAGGUUCUGGGGCUCAACGGAGACCAGACAGAGGGCAUCUUCAGGGUUCCAGGUGACAUAGAUGAGGUCAACGCCCUCAAGCUGCAGGUGGACCAAUGGAAGAUCCCCACGGAUCUGGAGGACCCUCACAUCCCAGCAUCUCUGUUGAAGUUUUGGUACAGGGAGUUGGAGGAGCCGUUGAUUCCUCAUGAGUUCUAUGAGGAGUGUAUCACUCACUAUGAUGACCCUGAGGCUGCAGUCAACGUUGUCAUGGCCCUGCCUCACAUCAACAAACUGGUGCUCUGCUACCUCAUACGUUUUCUACAGGUGUUUGGCCAACCUACCAACGUGAUGAUAACUAAGAUGGAUGUGAACAACCUGGCCAUGGUGAUGGCUCCCAACUGCCUGCGCUGCCAGUCAGACGACCCACGCAUCAUCUUUGAGAACACGCGUAAAGAGAUGUCCUUCAUCCGCGUGCUCAUCCAGCGCCUCGACACCAGCUUUAUGGAUGGCCUGCUAUAGCCCCCCAACUUCGACUGUGCCCCAAAACGACCAUACGACACGGAGCGCCUCUCUCCCUGCUAUAGCCCCCCACUUUUCAACUACUCUACCCUGAAAAACCCCCACACGGGUUGCCCCCCAAUUUCAAAUGUGCCCAUAAAUCCACCAAGGGUCCACCUGCCCCACAGACCCUGUUCUAGCCCCCCAACAUCAAUUGGGAUGACCAGUUGGGAUACCUCCCAACUCCAACUUCCCCCCCCCCCAUAUACCCUGCUAUAGCCCCCAAACUACAAGUACUGACCCCAAAACCAUCCAUUCACACAGGACGGGAUGAUCCCCGAAGGAGUCCAGCCUGACCCGGACCCCUGACCUCUAACCUCUACCCCCACCCUACACACAGGGACUUGCGUCUCACACACACUGAUGUACAGGGUUACACAUACUCACAUAGACAUACUGGCACAUGUACAUUUACUGACGUGUACACAUACUCAAAUAGACAUACUGACGUGUACACAUACUCACAUAGACAUACUGACGUGUACACAUACUCACAUAGACAUACUGGCACAUGUACAUUUACUGACACACUCACUUGUAUAGUACACAUCCAUACACACAAUUUCUGAAAUCAGGGUGUCGGACCACAAAUCAGCUCCGAACCCAGAGCUGCAGUCAAACUGCCAUCAAAGAAGGUGGAUAAAUGAAGAUGUCCCACUCAGGCUGUUUACCAUUGAUAAAAAUGGCCCGGUCUGCUUAAGGGAUGACUCUUUCAUAGGUACCAAUGCAUUAGCAGCUGAGUCUGGGCUGUUUAGUUCAUUGACUAAAUGAACCAGAACAAAGGAGGGCGAGAGAUGUUUCCUAGAUGUCUCCUCUCCUGUCUCUGCUGCCAUGAAGCCUGUCAGUCCAUCUGCACUGUUGUCACCAACCAACUGAUGUCAAUAAAGUUCUUUAUUUUGAUUCUUUUGGGACGGUGGGGGGGCGAAUCCAGGUCAGGUGCUAGAUGGGAUCAUCGCAGCACUGCCAAUCAACCGUGACUGUUGCAACCAGAAGUGAUAGACAACCCUACAGCCCUUAUCGCCCAUCCACCUGGUACAUAGGCCCUUCUGCCCCACUCACCCCUCUGACCACCCAGACAUCCACAUAACCUCUACCCCAAGAGCCCCUCACCAUCUACCCCCACAGCACAUCCUCAAGAUGGUGCCUCUAUACUCUCAUACUGAUAUGAUUUCCGAAUGUCUAAAUUGAGAUCCGACCACCUCUAUCUGUCUGUCAGUCUGUCUCUCUCAGUCAGAAAAACUGGACCUGUCUUUUGGACAUGGAGAUGGUGCCUCUAUACUCUCAUACUGAUGGUGCACACCUCUAUACUCUCAUACUGAUGGUGCACACCUCUAUACUCUCAUACUGAUAUUGAUGAUAACUGGACCUGUCUUUUGGACCUGCAAAGUUUUCUUUAGUUGCUGAUUUGACUGGGUAUGGAUUAAAAAUAUAUAUAUUAUUAUUUUAUUAAUUGAUUUGUUGUAUUUAACAGAGUUAAGUUUUUUGCCCACUAUUUUAUAUCAUUUAAUUUAUUUGUAUUUAUUUCAGCAAUAUUUCCUAAUGCCUUCUUAUUAGACCAUAUACUUUAGGAUUCACAUUGUCUGUCCGUGUGUCCCACAUUGCACCCUAUUCCCUUUAUAGUGCACUAGUUUUUUGUCAAAAGUAGUGCACUAUAUAGGGAAUAGGGUGCCCUUUGGGAUGCACGUCGUCUUUAUGUUUGAGAGAAAUGAGUGUGGACAUGUAGGCAUGUAUGUGCUUGUGUCUGUGUUUUCAAUACAAUAGGGCAUCACAUGUUCAUGUGCUCUCUGAAGGGUACAGUUGGUGUGUCUCUCUGUGUGUCUGAGAGUUAAAGGCUGUUUUUUUUGUUCUGUUCAAUCUGUGUUUACACACACACCACCUUUAACCUAAUUAAGUCCACAUUCUCGCAGAAGGACUCUCGUACUCAGAUGUUGCGUAUCUGUGGAUGGAUAUUUUCUGCGUUAAAUAGCGGUCAAGCAACAUGUUGAAGAGAUAAAGUGGAUGAGUGAGGAAGAACGGGAGGGGAGAAAGGGGUCUAUGUCACUAUGUGGGGCGGCAGGGUAGCCUAGUGGUUAGAGCGUUGGACUAAUAACCGGAAGGUUGCAAGUUCAAAUCCCCGACAAGGUACGAAUCUGUCGUUCUGCCCCUGAACACGGCAGUUAACCCACUGUUCCCCUGAACAAGGCAGUUAACCCACUGUUCCCCUGAACAAGGCAGUUAAACCCACUGUUCCCCUGAACAAGGUAGUUAACCCACUGUUCCCCUGAACAAGGCAGUUAACCCACUGUUCCCCUGAACAAGGUAGUUAACCCACUGUUCCCCUGAACAAGGUAGUUAACCCACUGUUCCCCUGAACAAGGCAGUUAACCCACUGUUCCCCUGAACAAGGUAGUUAACCCACUGUUCCCCUGAACAAGGCAGUUAACCCACUGUUCCCCUGAACAAGGCAGUUAACCCACUGUUCCCCUGAACAAGGUAGUUAACCCACUGUUCCCCUGAACAAGGUAGUUAACCCACUGUUCCCCUGAACAAGGUAGUUAACCCACUGUUCCCCUGAACAAGGCAGUUAACCCACUGUUCCCCUGAACAAGGCAGUUAACCCACUGUUCCCCUGAACAAGGUAGUUAACCCACUGUUCCCCUGAACAAGGCAGUUAACCCACUGUUCCCCUGAACAAGGCAGUUAACCCACUGUUCCCCUGAACAAGGUAGUUAACCCACUGUUCCCCUGAACAAGGCAGUUAACCCACUGUUCCCCUGAACAAGGUAGUUAACCCACUGUUCCCCUGAACAAGGUAGUUAACCCACUGUUCCCCUGAACAAGGCAGUUAACCCACUGUUCCCCUGAACAAGGUAGUUAACCCACUGUUCCCCUGAACAAGGCAGUUAAACCCACUGUUCCUAGGCUGUCAUUGAAAAUAAGAAUUUGUUCUUAACUGACUUGCCCGGUUAAAUAAAGGUAGUAAUAAAACAUGUACAGUCUGGACAGACCUACUCAUUCAAGGGUUUUUCUUGAAUGAAUAUGUGCAUCCCAAAAGAUACCCUAUUUCCCUGGUCAAAAGUAGUGCAUUAUAUAGGGAAUAGGGUGCCAUUUGGUAGGUAGUGUCCUUUAAAUCAAUGACGUCUAGCAUUACAACACCUGUUACCAAGUGGACCAUUUCUAAUCAAACAAAGCUUGGCAUCAUCUGACACAGGAACAGGAUACAUGUUGUUUGACCACUUUUGAAUGAGCAAAUAGUUCUGAUGAUUAUGACAGAGACAUGAUCUAAUCCAAAAGUAUAAGAUAGCUAGCUGCUCGUUGUGACUCGCCCUGCAGUAACCAGGUUUUUAUCCAACCUUCUUAAGCGAGUGAAGUAUGUCAGAUAAAACAUUUCACGACAGUCCUGAUGGAAACCGCAAAUAACCAUCAUAUCGAAGCAAACUUCGAGUCACGUGAUGAUAUGUUUGGUCGUCUUCCCACUAUAAUACUGCAGUGAUUUAUGCUCCUUUCCAAUAAAUAUUGAGGGUCUUAAACCAGAGAAAUGAUGAUCGAUAUUUGGCUGCCUUUUGACAUAUGAAAAUAAUCUCGCUCUUUUGUCCAUUAUAAUGUGAUCAUAUAUCCUACGUGCACUGUAUCUGCCAGCUGUUGGCUAGAGAGCACGUACCAAGACCAGAGUGGGCACAGUCGCAAUAUAACGCCAUUUAUUGUUUUACAUAACCACAUUUAACUUGUAUUAUUUAUUCGGUACAUUGUCAUUUAACCGCAAAAGUUAUUUUUGUGUGCACUACGUCUUAAGGCACAGACUUUUUCCAGCAACAGGUCAGUUUGAUGAAACACAUCUCGGGUAGGAAAUUGCAUAUUUUUGAAUAUUCACAUGAAAAAUCUGUCGCCAAUUGGAUGUACUCUUCAUUUACGUCUCAACAAUGGCUGAAUUACAAUCUGUAAGUAGUAGAACUGAUCACUCAGUACUUUGGCCAAUACUACAUUUUUUACUGACAUGUUUAAAACUAUUUUCUACAGUGGAAAGGAGGGCUCACAUGUUAACAACAUAGACUACCAAGGGGCACUGCAAAAAUACUACUCUCAGAGACAGAAAGACGGAACAAAAAUGUGUGUGUAUGUGUUUGUGUAAGGGAUGGCAGUAGAAAAUUGACCAAUCAGCAUGCAGAACUUCGGGUCACCACUUUUACAAACAAAGUAAAUAAAUGAAAAAUACAUGAAAAAAAUAAACAUGAAAUACUUACGGAAAGGAUUUACAAACAUGUUAAAAAUAAAUGUUUCCACUUUAAGAGAUGAUUUUUAAUCUCUUUUGUUUUCAAUGAUUACUGGUUGGUUCUCGUUUUUUGAUUUGUUGCUACAUAUGUUCUUACAGUUCGUGUCCAUACUGUUAUUAUCAUUAUUGAUGUAAUUAAAAUGACAGAUAUUGAUCACAAGUAAGGUGGGAAUCAGCUGCUAUGUACUCUGUGCUCCUCACCUCCUCCAACUUCCCCUACCUCC